AUGGCCCCGCUUGCUACUUUUCUCACUCUCGGCCUUGCUGGCUUAUCCAGCGUAGCCUCUGCUCAUCCUGGCCAUGACGUCCAGAAGGAAGCAGCUGAGCGUGCUGCGUUUAUGCAAAGCGCACCACUUGAGUCGCGUAGUCUUGGGCACUGCACUUCAAAGCUAAAGGCCCGCGGUACCGAAGACCUCAAUAUUGCUCGUCGGGAGAGUGCUGUCCAUCAACUUCGCGAGGCGCGAAACCUAAGUACCGGAGCUCGCUAUCUCAAGGCUCGUGAUACCGACUCUGUGUUGGCCACGGACCACCAUUCGAACUUGACUGGUUCCUUUUCGCAUCCGGGGGGAACUUGCAUCGUGCAGCCCGAGGUCACUCAGGGGCCUUAUUGUAAGACCCACGGUUCUUUCAUUUUUGGCAACAAAUCUAAUCAUAUAAAUACAGACAUUUCGGGUGAACUGAUCCGCAAGGAGGUUGCCGAAGACCAGCAGGGCGUGCCUCUGUUCAUGGAUAUUCAACUUAUCGAUACCAACACCUGCAAGCCCCUACCCAACGUAUACGCGGAUAUCUGGCACUGCAAUGCUACUGGCGUCUACUCUGGUGUUGUUCAGGACGGCAACGGUGACACCAGCGACAAGGGUAACAUUAACGAGACCUUCCUACGUGGUGUUCAACGUACCAACCUUGACGGAAUUGUGCAAUUCGCGUCGAUCUUUCCUGGUCAUUACUCUGGACGGGCCACUCACAUCCAUGUGGUUACGCACCCCGCAAACGAAACUAGAGCCCUCCCCAACGGUACUAUUUCAGGCACUUACGACUCACGCUCCUCCCAUGUUGGCCAGAUCUAUUUUGACCAGGACCUCAUCACCGAAGUCGAGAAGACUGUUCCCUACAGCAGCAAUACUCAAGAGCUUACCAAAAACGCCAAUGAUAGCCUUCUCCCAGCGGAGGCUGAAACCACCGACCCGCUUAUGGAAUAUGUCUUCCUUGGCGACGAUAUCUCAGAUGGUGUAUUUGCCUGGAUUUCCAUCGGUAUUGAUGGAAAGAGGGAUGUUCCCGUCUCCCCGGAAGUAUUUUGGACCGAGGACGGUGGCGUGGUCAAUGAUGACUUUGUCAUGGGCACAGCUGGUGUCCCUACUGAGAUACUUGCCAGUCUCGCUGCACAAAGCACCAGCGCAUGA
Molecule: messenger RNA, 1173 nt
Organism: Penicillium mononematosum
Lineage: Eukaryota; Fungi; Ascomycota; Eurotiomycetes; Eurotiales; Aspergillaceae
Product: intradiol ring-cleavage dioxygenase
Exons: 5
Coding region: 1-1173 (390 amino acids)
Molecular function (GO): ferric iron binding; oxidoreductase activity, acting on single donors with incorporation of molecular oxygen, incorporation of two atoms of oxygen
Source: RefSeq, a predicted model, not a curated record